This is a messenger RNA of Leopardus geoffroyi (Geoffroy's cat), 7001 nucleotides long. It is a transcript of the gene ZYG11B, whose product is annotated as zyg-11 family member B, cell cycle regulator. NCBI's taxonomy places the organism in Eukaryota, Metazoa, Chordata, Mammalia, Carnivora, Felidae. Gene Ontology annotation, molecular function: protein binding. The coding region runs from base 251 to 2458 and encodes 735 amino acids. Gene Ontology annotation, cellular component: Cul2-RING ubiquitin ligase complex. The record is from RefSeq and is a predicted model, not a curated record. The transcript has 14 exons.
AGGCUCGCCAUGGGGGUGGGCCAUGCGGGGGCGGAGUCUAUGCUCUGGAUCGGGCUGCGGCUGCGGCUGCGGCUGCUGCACUUCCAGCUUCUGAGGGAAGGAGGCCGAGGCCUGGGCCAAGCCCGGAGCCGCCGCUCCCCGGAGCCUCCUGGAGCCUCCGCGCCGGCUCAGCCUGGGGGCGGGCUCAGGCCCAGCCCGCCGCCGAACCCAGGACAGAGGCUGCACGCCCGAGGACCAGGCCGGCGCAGCCAUGGAGGAGGCAUCUCCGUAUUCCUUACUUGAUAUCUGCUUAAAUUUCCUGACUACUCACCUUGAGAAGUUCUGUUCAGCAAGACAAGAUGGAACAUUGUGUCUGCAGGAACCUGGAGUAUUCCCACAGGAGGUGGCUGAUCGACUGCUUCAGACCAUGGCCUUUCAUGGUCUACUGAAUGAUGGAACUGUAGGUAUUUUCAGGGGCAACCAGAUGCGCUUAAAGCGAGCUUGCAUUCGCAAAGCCAAGAUCUCUGCGGUUGCUUUCCGGAAAGCCUUCUGCCACCACAAGUUAGUGGAACUUGAUGCCACAGGUGUGAAUGCUGACAUCACAAUUACAGACAUCAUCAGUGGGCUUGGCAGUAAUAAAUGGAUCCAGCAAAAUCUCCAGUGCCUAGUGCUGAACUCAUUAACUCUCUCCCUCGAAGAUCCUUAUGAGCGGUGCUUCAGCCGGCUUUCUGGCCUUCGAGCAUUAAGCAUCACUAACGUUCUCUUUUAUAAUGAAGACCUGGCUGAAGUUGCCUCGUUGCCAAGAUUAGAGAGCCUGGAUAUUUCUAACACCUCGAUCACAGACAUCACAGCUUUGCUGGCCUGCAAAGACCGACUCAAGUCUCUAACCAUGCACCACUUGAAAUGUUUAAAAAUGACAACUACCCAGAUAUUGGAUGUUGUUCGGGAACUGAAACAUCUGAAUCAUCUUGAUAUUUCAGAUGAUAAACAGUUUACAUCAGACAUAGCUCUUCGCUUACUAGAACAAAAGGACAUCCUACCCAACCUUGUCUCACUAGAUGUUUCUGGGAGAAAGCAUGUGACAGAUAAAGCUGUUGAAGCCUUUAUACAACAACGGCCCAGCAUGCAGUUUGUAGGUUUGCUGGCCACUGAUGCAGGUUACUCUGAAUUCCUCACCGGCGAAGGACAUUUGAAGGUGUCUGGAGAAGCCAAUGAAACUCAGAUUGCAGAAGCAUUGAAGCGGUACAGUGAACGGGCAUUCUUUGUCCGGGAAGCCCUAUUUCACCUUUUUAGCCUGACUCAUGUGAUGGAAAAAACAAAGCCAGAAAUUUUAAAGCUUGUGGUUACUGGGAUGAGAAACCACCCUAUGAAUUUGCCAGUACAACUUGCUGCAAGCGCCUGUGUAUUUAACUUAACUAAGCAAGAUCUUGCUGCAGGAAUGCCUGUCCGACUGCUGGCCGAUGUGACCCAUUUGCUGCUCAAAGCCAUGGAACAUUUUCCCAAUCACCAGCAGUUACAGAAGAAUUGCCUCCUUUCACUUUGCAGUGACCGGAUCCUUCAAGAUGUUCCAUUCAACAGGUUUGAAGCAGCCAAGCUUGUCAUGCAGUGGCUCUGCAACCAUGAGGAUCAAAACAUGCAAAGGAUGGCAGUUGCUAUCAUUUCCAUCCUGGCUGCCAAGCUUUCUACAGAACAAACUGCACAGCUUGGUGCUGAACUCUUCAUUGUCAGGCAACUUCUUCAAAUAGUGAAGCAGAAAACCAAUCAAAAUUCAGUGGACACUACUUUGAAGUUUACUUUGAGUGCACUUUGGAACCUCACAGAUGAAUCUCCAACCACUUGCAGACAUUUUAUUGAAAACCAAGGGUUAGAACUCUUCAUGCGGGUUCUAGAGUCUUUCCCAACUGAGUCAUCCAUUCAACAGAAAGUUCUAGGACUUUUGAAUAAUAUAGCUGAAGUGCAAGAAUUGCAUUCUGAAUUAAUGUGGAAGGAUUUUAUAGACCACAUCAGUAGCCUCCUGCAUAGUGUUGAAGUGGAAGUCAGUUACUUUGCAGCUGGAAUUAUUGCCCAUUUAAUAUCUAGAGGUGAACAAGCUUGGACAUUGAGCCGUAGCCAGAGGAAUUCUCUUCUGGAUGAUCUGCAUUCAGCUAUUUUGAAAUGGCCAACUCCAGAGUGUGAGAUGGUAGCAUACAGGUCCUUUAAUCCAUUUUUCCCUUUACUUGGCUGUUUCACAACACCAGGAGUCCAGCUAUGGGCAGUUUGGGCCAUGCAACAUGUCUGCAGCAAGAAUCCCUCAAGGUAUUGCAGCAUGCUGAUUGAGGAAGGAGGAUUGCAGCAUUUAUACAACAUCAAAGAACAUGAACAGACGGAUCCCCAUGUCCAACAGAUUGCCGUGGCCAUUCUAGACAGCUUAGAAAAACACAUUGUGCGCCAUGGGAGACCACCUCCCUGUAAAAAGCAGCCCCAGGCUAGACUAAAUUGAUAGCCAUAAGUAAUUGAAUAACUGAGUCACAGGAAUUCUUUUUGUGAUAGGCUCAUUUGGAAUAUCUUACCCUCUGUGAUGUUUUAGGGGUUUCUAUGACAAGAGUCAUAAGAUCAGUUUGGGAUUGACGGUGUAAAGUACUGCCCAUGUGAACAGUCUCUAAUUUGUCUUGUGAUUUUUAACUUCUGAGGCAAGAAGGAUCUGUUCCUUCAUCAUUGCCUUUUAGGAAAUUUUCCACAUCUUUCCGUGUUUGAACUUACCUGUGCUUGAAAUUCUACAGUUUUAUGAUAAAGUUUGCACGAACCCUUAAGCCAGACUUUUCUGAUCUUAAAGUCCCUUCCAAUCAAUUUGCAGCUUCAGAUAAGCUGUUAACCUGAUUUCUGGCACUGCUUCAGUUGUAAGUUUUAUACUGCUUCUGUAUAAAAUGGCUUUCUUCUCUGUGUACCUUUUAUAAGAUGUCCUUCUUAGUGUGAAAGAGUGGAAAUCCAAGUCCUGUUUGAAAGCUACUCACCAACUGGAGCCUGGGUGGAUGGCAGAAAAAAUAUAUUGGAAAGAAAAGUAUUAAGGGGAAAAGAAAUAAGGAACUAGAGAAAGGUCUGCUCUUACAAUACAGUUUUUAAACUGGGACAGGCUAUCCUGGAGCCCACCUCUUCUGAGGCAGUAAGCAGUAGCUUAUUCUUCAUAUUUAUUCCUGGAAGCAUGGGCUGCUGCUUCCUACACAGACUGCUGGUUACUCUCUAGAAAUAUUUCCCGGGACAUCACAGUGUAAAAUAUUACAACAUUCUGUGUUAAAGAUUAAUUGUCUGAAUCUCUAUAAGUCAUACUAUUGUGAAAAUGUGAAUUUUUAUAAAAUUGUCUCUUGUUAAAACUGAGCAUUAUUUUCCCUCUAUUUCAAAGUCAUUUUAUUCAGUGACAUAGAGACUACACAUGGUAUUACCUGCUCAGUUAAAUACACUUAACAACAGUAAAUUUUGUCACAAGAAGUUAAAUUUUCUUUCUUUCUUUUUUUUUUUCAAAAUACAUGUAUCUUAAUGUUCUCAUGUUGGAGAAAGAUGUCCACACCUCACUGCCAAAAAUGAAUGAGAAGCAUUAGACUGUUGUUAAAUACAAUGGUUCUAGAUGUAGCGUGUAAAAGGAAAUAUUUUUUGAUGGGUUAUUUUUUAGACAAUUGCCUUUCCUUUUGAGAUACCCGUUACAGCAGAGUAAAGAAUCAAUUAUCAUUAUAUCAAUAAUGGCAGCUGGGAGGCAGCAAGUCACCAAGAAAUUUAAUUUCCAUUUAAAAUUUUAGUUUGUGAAUAAGGUUAAUCACAAUUUCAGAUGACUGCAUUUUUUUCCAUAGAUGGCUAAACUGUUUUCAAUAGAGAUUUAAAAUGGUAUGUUUAAAUUAUGGUGAUUAUUCAGAGGCAUUUUUAUUUAGAAAAGAGCUGGCUUAUUAGUGUGCUGAUAGCAUUUUUGACAUACAUAUUUCAUACCACUAUCACAAAAAUCAUACUUGAAUUAUUUCAUACUCCUUCGCAGGGAUGAAAACUUAAACUAAAAGAAAAUAGUUAUUUAGAACCAUUAAAAACCAUAUUAUAUUGUGGAUUACUUCUGACUUAAUUGGUUUAAGGAAUUUUUAUAGGCACAAGAUAAAUUUUCACGGAUUGUCUAUUUCAGGGGAAAUGGAAGAUUCUUUUAGCUUUCCCCCUUUUUCCUAGAUUUUAAUGUCUAAGGCAAAAUGUAGAAAAUAGGCCGGCCUGCACUAGCUUGGAAAUCGCUAGCUAUUUUGACUAUCUCCAGGCCUCUUAGCUUGUAUAGUUAGGGAAAAGCCUGUUUGAGAAGUUUGGCUUCAAGUGUCUCUUCUGUCCUGUUGAAGCAAAAGUAUGUGUUCCUUAUUAGGCUAUGCUUAGGUUUUUAUCUUUACAAAUUGUUUUCAGAAAUAGCUAACAAUGUACAGAAAACAAUAACUCCCUUCAUUGCUCAGAAUAACUUGAUAGAUGAAGACUUAAAAAUAUUGAAAAUUAGUUUUAAAUUUACUACUUUGAACAUUGGUAAUGGUGGGAUAUUUCUGAGUCUUAAAAGCAAAAUAAUUGCUCACAUCCCAUAUAUAAAAAUUGUAGUGCCUUUGUGGUUGGGAUGGUUCUUAAAAUUGUGUAUCUAACUAAGGCACAGAAUUGUCUGUAAGGUCUUGAAUCUGGCUAAAAUAUAGUAGAUGUAUAUAUUGAAAUUAUGAGGCAUAACUGGCCUGUGUCUACAGUUGGAAUCUAUUAAUUAGGCCUAUCUUUUACAUGUGUAUAGUAGAAUGUAACAGUACUUGGUGCCUUCAAGGGUUACCUCUUCAGUGGCUUAGAGGUGCUGUUUCAAGCACAAUUUAGACUAGGGUUGAACCACUCAUUGCUCAAAUCACUGGUGCGCUCAGAUAUUGUAAAAUAUCACUACAUCAGUCCACAAGCAGCAGCAAGGUUUAGAUCUACCAAAGGAAAUGGAAUUAGACUUUUUAAGAGUAUAAUGAUGCAUGUUGGUAUCAUUGAGUAAAACAAGAACAGUCUAAAAUUAAAGCAGAAAUCAGGCAUCUUGUUCUUUACAUCAAAUAAGUUUGCUCGUGGUCUUUACACUCUAAAAAAUCAUUUUUUCCUUUUGGCAGUUGAAAAGAAACAUAAAUCAAGUAGUAAUAAGGGGUUAGUUUACUCUCUGGCCAAGGACUCAGUGGUUACUGAUCUUAAUUGAGGAUUUGAAAAAUCGUAUCAGACCCACAGUUCUAGGAAUUGACCUUAAAUAUUGCUGCUCUUUACCCCUGGACAGAAAUGCCAGUUAGUGGCACUAGUCAACUUAAUUACCUAAGGUGGAGGUGAAUCACCAUAAAAGGGUGCUAUAGGAAUUGAAUUUCAUGAUCUCUUUUGUUUGCAAACUUCAAAGAUUCGUGUUUAAAAACAUCAAAUCUAUCAAGCCUAAGAAGUUGUUCUUACUAUUGAGACCUUUUGAGUUGGCCCUUUUCCUCCCUAGUCACUUUCAUUUAGCUGUAUGUUUAAUUAUGCCAUGUGUCAAGAUAAGAUUGGGCCUUCUUCUAGCCCUUUGGAGCACGUUUUAAUGAAAAUAUAUUUUAUGUUCUCAGUUACGAUACAUUAAUGAAAAAUGGUUUUGGCUUAGUGUUUUAAAAUGCAUGGCGCCCUCGUAGAACAACCUGCAGCCAAUACCUGAGCUUGAAAGGAGGUCAUGAGUAGCAGGGAAAACCCACCCCUUUCCUGCCCUCUCUAAUGCCAUGUUUACAGUAUUUGUUCAUUGCGCGACUUUUAUUUUGGAAUAAACAGUAUUAUUAAACUGAAGGUGUAAAUUAAAGGCAGUAUCAUAUUGUCAGCUGAUAUGGGCAGUUUUAUCUGUAUGUUACUUAUUUGGGAACUUUAUAUGGAUAGGGCCUCAGAGUAGUGCUCUAAGGCAGCCUGUAGAGAAGUUUGCAAACUUACGGUUUCCCUCUCGAAUCCGUUGUAGCAGUUUCAAAUGAUUGUGUGGAUAUUGGAUGUUUAACCUUUACCAUUUGCUUUGUAUUGACACAUUUUUAAUUUAAAUGUUAAUUCAUGUACUGUUUACUUUAGGAAUAAUGCAAAUCCAACCUUCAUCCAGUGAUGAGAAUAGCAGUAUGAUAGGAAUUUGCUCAAUGUGCUUUAAAUGAAUAAUUGCUUUAUCUUUUUUAGUAUCUGAUAGACUUUGCAUGACACGGUACACUCCUAAUUAUGCAUUCUUUAGUUUCCAAAUCUUAACCUAAGACAUUCUAUAUUAACUGAUGGGCAGCCUGAGAAAGAGCUUUCUCUGACUGUUUCUCCCCUCAGCCAAUAUUUUUGGGUAAAUUAUGGGAAAGUCAAUGCUAUUUCUCAUUUCUCUGGAUGAAGCGAAGUUCAUUUGGAUGGCACAACCAAACUUUAGAGCUAGAUAGAAUGGCUAUUAAGAAUAUUUAGAAAAUCCAAAUUUAUCAAAAUUACUCUAUGGAAAAUCAUAAAUCUAGUUCAUUAAUACUAUUAGCGUAAUUUCGAACUUACUUUUGGGGAAACUGUUCAAAUGGGUUCUUUUAAGCUUAUUUUAAUCAGCUUAGAAGCAAGAAGCUACUUAGCUAAUGAAAGCUGAGAUACACUUUCAUAAAAGCAAGAAAUUGUUGAAAGCAUUUUUUUCUUUAAAAAUGGGAUGAUGUUAAUGUCAAGAUUUAUACUGAGAUAAUCUGCAAGAAUAAAAUUUCAAAAUCUUAAAAUCCUUGACUUUUGUAGAAUUCCCACUGUCAAAUUCCCACGGACUUAUGAGAGAAAAGCUAUCUUUUGCUUAAAUUUCGAUGGAAGAGUUUAACUCCUUUCAAAGGAUAUGAAAAAUUCAUUGGGAAAUGUAAUGUGUAUACAUUUCCAAGGCUCUCAAAUUCUCUGGACUGAAGGCACUGUUCUCACUGUGGCCAGAUGAAUGGGAGUGUUCUGUACAUGAAUCAUGCUAUAUUUUAAAUCAGGACAUCACUUAGGUAUUAAUGUUGUGUGUACAGAGUUUUGUUUUGGGAAUUUUUUUUUUGCCUAAAUAAAUGUUAUAAAUUUUA